AUGGCGACCGCGUCGCUGCUGAGCCGGGCGCAGUGGCUCCUGGUGGAGCACCCAACUGUGGCCUCGUUCCGCUGGCAGCCAGGUGUAGGAUCUAGGACACCGGCUAGAGGGGGGGCCGCGGCCGCCGUCAUCUGUGGCUACCUCGCCGCGGUGCUCGUCCUCCGCCGCCUUGUCCUGCCCCGCCUCCUGGCGCUGCCUCCGCCAGCUCUCCGCGCGACAUCCGCCGCCCACAACGCGGUCCUGCUGACGCUCUCCGCCGCCAUGGCCGCCGGGUGCGCGCUCUCGAUGGUCGCGACAGCGCCGGCGCCGCGGUGGGCGUGGCCCUUCUGCUUCCUGCCGCGGGGUGCCACGGAGGCGUCGGGGCCUGUCUUCUUCUGGGCGCACGUGUUCUACCUCUCCAAAGUGUACGAGCUCGGCGACACGCUGCUCAUCCUGCUCGCUCGCCCGCCGCGCUUCCAGAUUUCCCUUAGGCCCGGCGCUGUCACCGAGGAAGAGGAACGUCUGGUCCGAGCGCUGGAUGCGGAAGCCGUCGAAGGCAGCGAGCGUCAUGUCGGCCCGGAGCGCGGCGCCACGCUUCUAGAUGCGGUAGUUGUCGAAGGGCACGAUGCGGCCGAUGAACGGGAUGACGGAGGACUUGAAGUGGAAGGAGAUCUCCAUGUAGAAGUCACGGAUGCGGGAGAUCGGGAGGCGGAGAAGGAGGGGCGACGGAUGGAGUAG
Molecule: messenger RNA, 717 nt
Organism: Zea mays
Lineage: Eukaryota; Viridiplantae; Streptophyta; Magnoliopsida; Poales; Poaceae
Product: elongation of fatty acids protein 3-like
Exons: 2
Coding region: 1-717 (238 amino acids)
Biological process (GO): fatty acid elongation, saturated fatty acid; very long-chain fatty acid biosynthetic process; fatty acid elongation, polyunsaturated fatty acid
Cellular component (GO): endoplasmic reticulum membrane
Molecular function (GO): fatty acid elongase activity
Source: RefSeq, a predicted model, not a curated record